Messenger RNA from Callorhinchus milii (elephant shark), 1771 nucleotides. It is a transcript of the gene cfap53, whose product is annotated as cilia and flagella associated protein 53. NCBI's taxonomy places the organism in Eukaryota, Metazoa, Chordata, Chondrichthyes, Chimaeriformes, Callorhinchidae. The transcript is spliced from 9 exons. The record is from RefSeq and is a predicted model, not a curated record. The coding region runs from base 55 to 1605 and encodes 516 amino acids.
AGUGAGGAGUUGAAUGAAUCUUUAAAAGCACGAGGAAAAAGGAGGAAGAGGAUCAUGGCGGCUACUUGUCGGGAGGGGCAGAGAUGCAGGGAGGUUAAAGGGCCGAAGCCAUGUUCUGUGGCUGUGAAAGCAAAAGCUAUGCAUAAAGGCAUGCAAGCGAAAAUUGAAAAACAAAAAAAGCUAGAGAUUGCUUUGGAAGAGGCCUUAGCCUUCGAGAAGUACCAGAGAGAUGGUCUGACCAGGAAUAAGCUGGAGAGAAUAGAGGAGCAAAAGAGAAUGAGAUUCAAGAUCAACCAAAACUUCAAAGGAAUAAUGCUGGAGUAUAAAGCCAGCAUAGAUGACAGGAGAGACAGGCUGCGAGAGCUCCUGGAAACCGAAGAGGAGGCAUUGCUGAAAGAAUUUGUUGGUCUUGGUGAUACUGUAUUCGACCGGCAAGAAAAAAUGAGGGAAAGAGCGAAAUUCCUUCGGGAUAAAAACGAGAAGGAAAGGCAGCAACUGGUGGCUGAUAAACGUGAUCAGCAGUUUAGGGAGCAGAGCGAGGAACUGCGCAAGAUGAUGUUUCAUAAGCACCAGCUGGAGGUCAACAAAGACAGGCUGGUGCAGCUGGAGAUGAAGAAGGAGCUUGAAAGGAAGAAGGAGGAAGAAGAGGAUCUCUUUGCUGAGCUGUGGAAAAAGGACCAGCAAGCGAAAGAGGAACGUCUGGCAAAGGAGAUACAGGAGGAAAAGACUCGAAACCUGGAACUGCUCGCUGUUCAGCAAAGCCAGAUGGUAGAAGCCAAUGCCAAACGUAUGGAAGCGAGGCGCUUGAUACAAGAGGAGGCACAGUUAAUGAAAGAGUUGGAGCGUCAGAAGAAGCUGGAGGAUGAGCAGGAUGAGAUCAAGAAGGCCCAGAAACAGCUGGAAACCCGCAGCAUGCUGCAGAAGUCCAUCCAGAUGAAGAAUAAGCGUCUGGCAGAGCAGCAGAAGGAGGAGGAGGCCUUGGACACCAAGAUCAAUGAGCAGAUGCUGAAGGAGUACCAUGACGAUGCUGAGGAGCAGAAGCAAAGAAAGUUUGAGCUUCAGAGAGAACAGCAUGCAUAUCGGCAAUACCUGGCCCGGCAGGUGGAGGAACAGAAACUCCAAGAGAAGGAGAUGGAUCAGCUGAUUGAGGCUGACCUCCAGAAGGCCCUAGCCAAACGCCUUGAAGAACUGAAGAUGAAGAAAGGGGCUCGAGACCGGCUCCUAAAAGAGGUCAUGGCGGCCCGCAAGCUUCAAGUCCAACAGAAACUGGAAGAAAAUGCAAAGAAACAGGAGGAAUUGGCGGAGGAGCAGGACAGGAUCGCAAAGGUCGUCAAAGAAAUGAAAGAAUUAAACAAUGAAAGGGAGCAAAGAGUCAGGAAGAUCAACAAGGACCUCCAGCAGGACCUUGCUGAUCAGAUCGAGUACCAGCAGCGGAUUCGGGAGGCGGAGAAAGUGGAGGAGCAGACGAGGGCCGACAUUAUGAAGAUGGAGGAAAAGAAUUACCAGAAGAAAGUACAAGAUGCCAUCUCACAGUCUGGCGUUGAAUCCGACAAGUCACAUCCCUGGAAAAAGUACUGCAAGGUCCACAAGGACGUGGAGUGUUAGAACCACAGAUCACUACACUGUAGACGCUGACAUGAAGAAUGAACGUAACAUCAAAUGAUCUAGAUUUUAUCUAUUGUCUGAAAGUAUACAGUAUUUUAUAAUUCAACAGUGUCUUAUGAUGUGUUUUACUUUUUUGUUUGUUUAAGAUGGAUUUAAACCUGUUGAU